UUGUAGGUUAACGUUUGAGCAUAGUGUUGUGUUUCUCUUACUGUUAUUUUUUCUCCGCCUGCGAAGUCGUUAUGGCAAAUUUAAAAGAACAAAGAGUGUGUUUGAAAUUUUGUUUCCUGCUUGAAAAAUCGGCAACGGAAGCUUACCAAAUGUUGCAACAGGCUUUUAAAGAGGAUGCUAUGAGUCGCAUACAAGUUUUCGAGUGGUUUGAGCGCUUUAAACGUGGUGAGAAGAGACAGGCGUGAGUUGAUUUGUUCCUUCAUCACGACAACGCAUUAUUUGGCCUCUCGGGGAUGGCCUGUUGUUCCCCACCCUCCGUAUUCACCAGACCUAGCCCCGUGCGACUUUUUUCUGUUUCCGAGAAUGAAGAAAAAUCUA
Molecule: messenger RNA, 378 nt
Organism: Dinoponera quadriceps
Lineage: Eukaryota; Metazoa; Arthropoda; Insecta; Hymenoptera; Formicidae
Exons: 2
Coding region: 72-245 (57 amino acids)
Source: RefSeq, a predicted model, not a curated record